This is a messenger RNA of Rasamsonia emersonii CBS 393.64, 1134 nucleotides long. RefSeq lists its product as uncharacterized. Gene Ontology annotation, molecular function: ferric-chelate reductase activity. Gene Ontology annotation, cellular component: plasma membrane. Bases 1 to 1134 code for a protein of 377 amino acids. Gene Ontology annotation, biological process: iron ion transport; intracellular iron ion homeostasis; copper ion import. NCBI's taxonomy places the organism in Eukaryota, Fungi, Ascomycota, Eurotiomycetes, Eurotiales, Trichocomaceae. The record is from RefSeq and is a predicted model, not a curated record. The transcript is spliced from 4 exons.
AUGGCGUUUCUCUUCAUGACAACGUAUUUGGGGUUCCUUGCAGAUGUCUUCGGGGUUUCCUUACAUACACGCCGGCGGAUCCACCGCACCACAGGAUGGAUGGCGGGUGCCCUGCCGACUGUCCACAUCGUCAUUGCAACAAUUGUGCAGCAGGCAAAUUUUUCGCUGCACAAGUCUGACAAUCUUUUUGCUCUCAUUCUUUGGAUCUUCCUGUACCGUAACAGGAUCUUUUCGUCUCACCGGUAUCCUCGAGCAUUAGUCACCUGUGACAAGGACAACAACGGUGACGAGAAGGACGAUGAUGACAAAAAUAAGGAGAAAGUGAUCAAAAUCCGUGUCGGCCUUGCACGACCACUGGAAGUGAAGGCCGGCCAAUACAUCAGUCUGUGGAUGCCUUCUGUGAGCUUGUGGUCCUGGACGCAGACUCAUCCUUUCAUGGUUACGUCUUGGUCCCCAGGCAAGCAGGAUACUCUGGAACUCUUUGUGCAGACUCGCCGUGGUUUUUCAGCAGAUUUGCAUUCCUGGGCAGCCAAAGAAGGUUCUGCUUCAUUCCUUGCCUUCGUCAGCGGUCUCCAUGGUACCAGUGAGCCUAUCGGUCAGUAUGAGAGCGUCUUGGCGAUCACCAGUGGCUUUGGUAUUGCUGGCGUGAUCUCAUAUCUCAAGCAAUUGAUCCAUGGCUACAACACUUCGACUUCUCGAGUCCGUCGUGUGCAUUUUGUGUGGCAAUUGCGGACAUUAGAUAUUGCUAUUGCAGCCCAACCGCUGCUAAACAGUCUCCUGAGCGAUGAUGUUCUUGAUGAUGGCUAUAUCCUUGAAGUUUCUCUCUAUGUGGAAUCCGGCAUGACAGUUGAGGAUGAAAAGCCCUUUGGAAAGCACGACCGAGCCUUUGUCUACAAGGGAGUACCGGACUACCAAGAGGUAAUAUCUGCGGAGGUUUCCGGUGAUUAUAUCAGCGAGUUAUUGGCAAUAGAGGAUAUCAAUGGACGUAUCAAUCAACUAACCCAAACAGAUCUGGACACCGGAUGUCUUGAAAAAGCGUGGCGAUGGAUUGAUCCGCAAUCGGCUGCGGCAUCUGCUCGCUCUAACUUCCUCCGCUGCAGAAGAGAUAUACCCAUUCAAGGGCCAGAAGGCUAA